This is a messenger RNA of Emiliania huxleyi CCMP1516, 1092 nucleotides long. RefSeq lists its product as hypothetical. NCBI's taxonomy places the organism in Eukaryota, Haptophyta, Isochrysidales, Noelaerhabdaceae. The coding region runs from base 1 to 1092 and encodes 363 amino acids. The record is from RefSeq and is a predicted model, not a curated record. The transcript has a single exon.
AUGGCGGCCGCGCCCGCUGCCGUGCCGGACGACGACACCCCCGUGCUCUUCGCGUCGCACGUCCCCGCCGGCGGCCUCACCGUGGGCAUGCAGGCCGUCGCCGCGCUGCUCGACGAGGAGGAGGCGCCCGGUGCUGCGUCCAGCAGGUCGGGACGCAAGCGCAACCGCGCGAGCAUGGGCGAGGUGCAAAUCCAGCUCGCCCUCGCCAGCUGUGACCAAGCGCCCUCGCAGCGGCGGCGCGCAGAGCCGGCGGCGGCACCGGCAGCGCCGCCACCGGCAGCCGACGACGCCACCGGGGAGGAUCCCGAGCCGCCAUUCCGCUGCCCGUGCGGAGACGCGCUCAAGGCGCCGCUGCGCGGGCUGCUCUCUGCGCGGCUGGCGAGCGCGCGGGACGGCUCGCUGCUCACCGAGGCAGAGGCGGCCGAGCUGGCGAGCGGCGCGAUGGCGGUCCGCUUGCUGCGGGCGGGCGGGGAGGGCGAGGCGGCGGCCGCCCUGGAGGCGGACCCUCGCCGGUCCCGCGCGCUGAGCCGCGCGCUCUACCAGGACGCCGUCUCGUGGGCGCUCUACUCGGCCGAGUGGGCCGACGCGCUCGCCGCGCACCUCCGCUCGCGCGGCUGCCGCAGCGUGCUCGAGGUCGCGGCGGGGGCGGGCGUCCUCGCGGCGCCGAUGCGGCGGCGCGGCCUCGCCUGGCGCACGACCGACGCGGCCCCCUCGCGGGUCGGGCUGCCAGCAGGCCUCGAGCCGGAGGCGUGCGAUGCGGCGGCGGCGCUCGCGCCCUUUGGCGUGGACGCGGUCUUUUGGGCGUGGUGGCCGCGGGGCGACGAGGGCGAUGCCGCUCUCGCCGAGGAGUGCGCGCGGCUGGGCCUCCCCGCCCUCUUCGUGGGCGAGCCAAAGGGCGGGUGCACCGGGUCGGAUGCGGUCUGGGAGCGCGCCGGGGCGCCACGGCCCCUCUCGAGCGAGGCCGAGGGGCUGGGCGGGGUGGACGUGCCGCGCUGGCCCGGCGUGCGCGACCGGACGUGGCACGUGGGUCGUCGAGGCGCGCGUGCUGCGCUGCCGCUGGCGGCUGGGAUAGAGUACUGUGAAUGCAGUUAG